AUGACCAGGGCCGUGACAUACAUCUCUUCCAUCCAGGCCGUGUACCGUCGGUACGGUGCUGAACUGGCUCUCAAUGCCGGCGCGUCCCCGGCCUCCAUCUCCUCGAUGGCCAGCGCCCUGUCCGACAACGACACCCAUUUCGACCUAGAUCCAACACUCGCUGCAAUGUGGUCUAUCACGGACGGCUCCCGGCCAUACCACCCAAUCUUUGCCCGCCCGGGGUUUCUUACCGGUUACGACCUUCUGUCGGUAUCACAGGCGGUAAAUGCACGAGAGACUCAGCGGAGUGUUGCACCUCAGUAUGACGGCUACGAGGAAGAACGACCGCGGGAUACCCGCAUACGCCCGGGUUGGUUUCAGCCUGGCUGGCUGCCGUUUGGCUCGUUUGGGGGCGGCUCGAUGUUGCUCAUCCUGGACUUGAGCCCGUCCGAGGAGGGGAUGCGUGGACAGGUCAUCACCUACACCCACGAUCCGGAUCAGAUUGACUAUGUCGCCAGUGGCUUUAGCGAGUUUUUAAGUAUGUCACGACAGGCGUUUGAGGAGGAGGCGGAGGAGCUGCUGGAAGGGGUGCUGGAUGAGCUGGACACGUAG
Molecule: messenger RNA, 591 nt
Organism: Apiotrichum porosum
Lineage: Eukaryota; Fungi; Basidiomycota; Tremellomycetes; Trichosporonales; Trichosporonaceae
Exons: 1
Coding region: 1-591 (196 amino acids)
Source: RefSeq, a predicted model, not a curated record